GGCCUGUGAUGUAACUGCCAAGUUGGAAGUUCAGCUUGUCCCGGGUCGACUGCGCAUUUGAUCCUGUUCGCGCAUUCUCCAGCCCGGCACCCCGACGCAACCGACCACACGAUGCGAGUAUCUUGAGCCUCCAACAUGGGUGCCAGCGACUCUAAGCUUGUCUUCAAAAAGGGCAUCUUCAGGCUCUCCGAGGAGAGGCACAUUCCUGCCGGCGAUGCGUACUGGGCCUCUUUCUGGGAGCUCCCCGAGUCUGCCGAAGAUAUCUUCAGCCUCUUUGCGCCAGCCGAUGUGCGCCGCACUCGCGACAAUGCGCUCGAGAACCUGGAGACCCUGAUACAGGCCGUAACGACCCGCCUGUUCCUCCUCUGCCGUCACCCUUCCUUCCCGGACCCCGAGUUUGCUCCCGACCGAGAAGCGCUGAAUUGCAUCCGCGUUCUAACACGAGUGCUCCCCUUUAUUUACGAAAAGGAGUCGCUACAGCAGUGGGAGCAUGACGUGCUAUGGUCACCGAGGCGCAGGCGAACCCGGAAAGCCGCCAUCUCCAAUGAAGUGUUGUUUGAUGGAGGUCAGGAUGGGCAACCUAGAGAGGCGACAGACGAGUUUGAGGAUGCGAAGCCGCUGGCCGAAGAGUUGAUCGACACUCUCCUCGACUUGCUCUUCUUCUCCGACUUCACGGUGCCCAACGCCGCUCAGGGAAAGCCGAGGGUCACCUACGCCAUCUGGCAAAGCGGUGUAGGCUGCAACACGUCAAUACCCACUGUCAAGGAGCACGAGAACAACCGCUGCGAGAUUCUGCGUCUGCUCUUAACUCUAGCAAGUCAAAGCAUGUAUCUGUCACCGAGCGUCCUACCACAACAGGGGACCAAGGCCCUCACCUACAUUUGCACGUGCUCAGACAAGCAGGUGGUCCUGUCUGUGUUGUGUUCGCUGCUGAACACAACCCUCAAAUACAACCCAGCCAGCUGGCGGGUACCAUACAAUGCUCUUGUCUUCAAGGACCCGAAAGAGAUUCUCGUUACAUAUACCCUCCAGUUCCUCCUGACCACGCUGCUGUACACCAUCCCUGAGCAGGCCGGUGCCAUGGCUCCCAAGAACUAUUACCGUCACUUCCUCGGCCGCCUUCACCGGCCCCAGGACUUCCAGUUCGUCGUGGACGGUAUGACGCGGAUCUUGAACCAGCCACUUCAGACUAAUUCCUCGUACCUGCCAGGAGCCCAGACCUCGGUGAGGUUCGCUCCCGAAAUCAUCAUGCUCUUCUGGGAGAUGACACAAUGCAACAAGCGGUUCCGAUCGUUCAUUAUCGAUACGGAGAGAGCUCACGACUUCAUCAUACUCGUCCUGUUCUAUGCCCUCGAGAACAAGGCCGACGCGGCUAAACAAGGCGUUGUGAGGAUGUGUGCCUUUCUCCUGCAGACACUCAGCGUAGAGAAGAAUUUCGGGGUGAACCUGAACAAGUCGUUCGAGGCGCAGGAUACAUUACCCCCUGCCAUCCGGAUCACAGGGUUCAAGGGCACAUAUGGUGAUUUCCUCAUCCAAUCCAUCUAUAGCCUCAUCACGACCAGUCAGGGGAAGCUCACCGCUAUCUACCCUGCCCUUCUAGCGGUUAUCAACAACAUUGCCGCAUAUCUGGAAGGGCUAAGCGCGGCCACAUGCUCCAAAAUCAUGCAGCUGUUCAAUUCCAUGUCCUCGCCCUCAUUUCUCCUGGCCAAUGAAACAAAUCACAGCCUCUUGAGGUCAUUGCUAGAGGCCAUCAAUGCCAUAGUUGAGCACCAGUACAGAGAAAACCCGCAGUUCAUCUUCUCCAUUCUCAGGAACCGAAAGAGAUUCGAAGCGCUGCGCUCCUUGACGCUCGAAAGCGGUCAAGAGGAAAUCCAGAGGCGCAACCGGAGACGUAAGGACAGUGGGGCUUCUCACGACCCGUUAGAGCCCACGUCGACUAGGAGUUCGGUGGAGAGCAUAAGGAGUCCGACUGCACCUCUCUCUCGAGCGCCUACGCUCGGCGAUGUCCCAGAGGAGGACGGAACAUUUGCGGUUGGGGAGGAUGAGGAUGAGAGCGACGACGAAGCACGGCCGACACCGGCAAAUUCAAGCCCGAGCGACAACCCGUCGGUAGCUUCGUCGGUAGCAUCAGCGGCCGACGACGAUGUUCCGAGACAGCUGCAGGGCAUGUCAGAGAAGGCAAGAGGGAAAAUGCCGGCGGGGACCGGCAACUUCUCACGUCAGAACAGUACCACCAGUCUGGGGGGGCCUGCCACUGGCCAGUCGCAGUCUGGGCUGUUUGAGCCAUCCGCCCAGUGGAUGGACAGUUGGCUGCCGGAACUACCGCUCCACACGGUGCUGACCGUCCUGCAGCAGUUUUCGGCGCUGAUCCCCCGUCAAGCCCUCGUGACGGACACGCCGCCCCCGGCCGUACUGGCCAAGAUCCGCGAUGUGCAGCUGCUCGGCGUCGAGCCGUCGCCCAUUCGGGUACACUCGUUUGAGUGGUCGCCCUUGGCGCUUGGGUGGUACGAGUCGCUGCUCUGGGGUUUCAUCUUCGCCGGCGAGAUGCAAGUGUCGAAGGGCACUGUGGGCGUCUGGAACACGACGCAAAUCAAGCUGUUCCGGGUUCAGGAAACGGCGCCACAGGGACCCACGCUGACCUCGCCGCGCGGCGCGGUGGAUGCGGUGGGCAGCAAUAUUGUCUCCCGCAUUGGAGCCAUCAACUUACGUGGUGUUGGGACACCGUCGAUGCCCGGGAAUGGGCAGCUGCCUCCAGCCCGUGCCGCGUAACAGGUUCAUGGAGAGCUCACUUUAACGGAAUACACGUUCCAGGUGGAAUACAGCAAGGUGCAUGCUUCGUGGAGUACACAACUAUGGGAGGUAUCAGGCUGGGACACUCACGGGUGACAGAGCGGGUUGGUCAGCGUUGUUGAAUGGAUGGUAGCUUUGCAUGUUCAGGCCAAUCAGCCCAGUUGGUCCCCCGGGACCUAAUUCCACCUGGGUUAGCCAUCUCAGCGACAAAGCCUGUUUAUCCCAAGUACCAUUGAUGUGCAAUACGAAAUUGAGUCUACCAU
Messenger RNA from Chaetomium strumarium, 3053 nucleotides. RefSeq names its product high-temperature-induced dauer-formation protein-domain-containing protein. Bases 136 to 2769 code for a protein of 877 amino acids. NCBI's taxonomy places the organism in Eukaryota, Fungi, Ascomycota, Sordariomycetes, Sordariales, Chaetomiaceae. The record is from RefSeq and is a predicted model, not a curated record. The transcript is spliced from 5 exons. Gene Ontology annotation, cellular component: Golgi medial cisterna; membrane; Golgi trans cisterna.